UCUUCUGCAAUGGAUCGCGACACAAGCAACCAACAUCAGUAUGGAGUUAUGGAGACUGCGGAUCGAAAUACUGAUUUCUCCUGCAUAACUGCAAUUCUAUCAUGUUUUGUUCUCUCAGUGAUGUACGUCGCGAGCCUCUAUGUAUGGAAUUCUCCGUACAGUAGAGAACAUCCAACUGUAAUAAAAAAAAGAUUUUUUAGUGUUUUUAUUAUGUCUCUUAUAUCUCCUGCAUUAUUGUAUUUUGGAAUGAAUGAGAAAGUAUUUCAAAAGGCAACAAUUUGGGAGUUAUUGGGACUGCGAUGGCCUGGUUUAAUUCAAGCAAUUAUAAUACCAUUGUUAUUAACAAUGAUACUAUUUCUAGGGCCAAUAUGUGUACAAGGUUUCAAUGGACUUUGGAGAUUAUAUACUGAACCUAUGUAUUGGUUUGGAAGUGUGCGAACAAUAAUAUGGUGGAGAAAUUUAGUAGUUGCUCCUUUGGCUGAAGAAUGGACAUUUAGAGCAUGUAUGUUACCAUUGCUUUUGCAAUGUUUUACACCUACUACUGCCAUAUUUAUCUGCCCUUUAUUUUUUGGUGUCGCUCAUUUUCAUCAUGUAGUAGAUAGAGUAAAAGCAGGCAUGAAUCUUAAACAUGCAUUAUUUAUAUCUUGUUUUCAAUUUGCGUUUACGACAUUAUUUGGAGCAUAUGCUGCUUUUCUUUUUGCUAAAACAGAAAUUAAUAUUUUUUUAGGACAUUUAGCAGCACCAUUUACAGCACAUUCUUUUUGUAAUCAUAUGGGAUGUCCUGAUCUUUCUGAAGUAGUUGCAGUUAAAGAUCCAUUAAAAAGAGCUGGUUUGUUUUCUUUGUUUGUAAUUGGAUUAGUAGCUUGGUGUUUCUUAUUAACACCAAUGACAAAUCCAAGAUUAUUUUAUAAUAAUUUAUUUUGGCAUAAAAAUUUUAUAUGAAUAUGAUUUAUUUGCAAUAAUAUCAUUAAUGUUAUGUACAAUUUUUAUAAGAGAAAAAUUAGUCUAGCUCAAUAAUAUUAUUUAAAGAAUUUAUAUUGCAUGAUAUUUUUUAGGAACUGUUACUUAAUAAAUUGUAUACAUGUUAACGAGACUGUUUUGCAAUUUACAUGAUAUAUAUAUCAUGUAAUCAUAUCUAUAUAUAUAUAGAUACAAUUUUAUCAAAUAAAAUAAGUACUUUUAUAAGUUAGAAACUAAUCAGAUUGUACAAUGAAAAAUUUUUUAUUUUUUAUUUCUGAUCAUGUUUUGUAUAAGAUGAUCAUUGUGUAAAAAAGUUACUAUAAGCAAGUUAAUCAUGCAAUAUAGAACUGAUAUAAAAUCACCGUAGUGCCUCAAAUUUAAUUCAAUUUACAUAGUGAUAUCUUAAAUGCCAAUAAAAUUUUAGGCAAAGUUCUUAAAGUUUCGUAAACGAAGAUGUUAAUGAAAUAUUGUAUAAUUAAAAAGAUAUAACAUUGUUAUAAUAAACAGUGCGUUAUCUUGAAUUGAUAAAAAAAGAGUUAUUUCCAUAAAAAUGUAUGUUUUUGGGAAUUUUUUCUGACAUAAUGUACAAUGUAUGAAUAUUUAUUUUAAAUUUAUUUAACUGAUUCCUACUUACAUGUAUAAAAACCUAUUUACAUUCAUGUAAAAAAUUAACAAUACACUUACUGUUUAUUGAAAUUACAGAAUUAACAGAUAGCAGUAUUAUAAUAUUUGCCAUAAAUGUGUACAGCUAUUUAUCUAGAAAAAAACAAAAAAAAUGUAUAAAAGUUUAGUUAUUAAAAUAUCUUUUAAUGUGGAAA
Molecule: messenger RNA, 1778 nt
Organism: Apis laboriosa (Himalayan honeybee)
Lineage: Eukaryota; Metazoa; Arthropoda; Insecta; Hymenoptera; Apidae
Gene: Sras
Product: CAAX prenyl protease 2
Exons: 6
Coding region: 10-942 (310 amino acids)
Biological process (GO): CAAX-box protein processing
Cellular component (GO): endoplasmic reticulum membrane
Molecular function (GO): metalloendopeptidase activity
Source: RefSeq, a predicted model, not a curated record